AUGGCAGGCGUCGUGAGAGAGUUACAAGCCGCGACCACAGGAAAGACACGCUAUGAUAGGGUCCCCUCGCAGCAGAUGCCACUUUACGAUGAUCCUCAUCCGUCAGUUGAGGAUUCGAGACUCGAAAACAACGAAUGCGCAGAGAAAGAUGGCGAUGGCGAUGAUAGAGAUUAUGAUAGCCGGCUUCGGCGAAAGAGAAGAUGGCCUGGUCCUCUGAGGCUCGUGGGCAUCAUGACGGUUGCCAUUCUCGCCGCUGUCGGAGUGGCAGACCUCUUUGGCCGCGCUUCCCAAGCGGUCCAGCAGCAACGGACAGCCAACGACCCAGUCCAGACCGUACACGACUGCUUCCGCUCCUGUGGCUACACGGCUGCAGAUGCCAUUGAGCGCGGUUGUCUGUUUGAGGAGUUUGAUAUGCGGUGGGAGCACCCGUCAUGCAUCGACCACGAGCUCGCCGCAGAGUAUCGCCGCAUGGGGCCUGAGCCGGACGGCUCGUGGACAUACAUGGUGGAUGAUGAAACUGCCACCGAUGGUGUCCCCAUCAACGAGCUGCGCAGGCGCCCCGUAAACGCGACGGAACUCAGCAUGCUCGUCUGGCCCGGUAAGGUCGUCUACGCCAAUAUGCGCCACCACUUGACGCACUGCAUCUUCCGUUGGCGCAAACAGUUCCGCGCGCCCUUCAAGGGCACAAGAUGGCCGAGCCAGCCGGGGUGGGAGGAGAACCAUAUCAAGCAUUGCAUGGAUGUGAUCCUCAACAAGAGGGAUGUGCCGCUAGAGAAGUUUAUAACUAGGGUGGUUUUUGAGUCACCAUAA
Messenger RNA from Colletotrichum siamense, 810 nucleotides. RefSeq lists its product as uncharacterized. Lineage: Eukaryota; Fungi; Ascomycota; Sordariomycetes; Glomerellales; Glomerellaceae. The coding region runs from base 1 to 810 and encodes 269 amino acids. The record is from RefSeq and is a predicted model, not a curated record. The transcript has a single exon.